Solenopsis invicta (red fire ant) is the source of this 3255-nucleotide messenger RNA. Its product is annotated as L-asparaginase 1. Gene Ontology annotation, biological process: amino acid metabolic process. NCBI's taxonomy places the organism in Eukaryota, Metazoa, Arthropoda, Insecta, Hymenoptera, Formicidae. The transcript has 10 exons. Gene Ontology annotation, molecular function: protein binding; asparaginase activity. The record is from RefSeq and is a predicted model, not a curated record. Bases 791 to 2725 code for a protein of 644 amino acids.
AGCGGCGGUCGGUUGGGCAGGACGGAGCAAGGUCGUGGCGUAUUUCGUCUCGCAUCCUCGUCAUCCCGUACGAGUUGUUGACGCGAUCGAGUGUUUAGAAAAUACCAGAAAAUACCGUGGAGUACCGAACAGCCGAAAAUGAAGUGAAGUGUCGAGCAUUCGUCGUCACAACUAUCCGUCGAUCGUGUCGGAUACGAUGUGAGGUCCUGUCGCGCUCAAUCGUGUUUUGCAUCCUCUGUUGCCUCGUUCCCGAGUUUCAGACGAGUAUGAGUACCAAGAGUAUAUUUCGAGAGUGUCGAAAACGAAGGGCCAUGCGUUCGUGCCAAGUAUGAAUCAAGACGAAUUGUCGUGAGGAGGAUCUUGACUCUCGAUCGUACGUUCGAUAGCUGCGACCGAGACAAGGCUGGACGGAGCGAUCAGCGGUGAACGAUUACUGAGUUAGAAAUAUAAGUAUCUUCAAAAUGAAAGUGAAGAAAAUGACCCUGAAACCUCUCCAGUUACCAGAAGGAAAGAAAUCGGCAAUUACUAGAAAAAAGCAAGAAGUUCAGAGCAAAGUAACGACCGAUGGAGGAGUUCUUUGCACAAGGAACUGAAUUAGCAAUUACUAGAAAAAAGAUCUGAGCAAUGUAACUAUGAAGAAAUUUCUUGAACACAGUUUCAAAAAUGAUACAGAUAGCGAUACAUAUGAUAGUGAUGAAAGCACAGCUAUUGGUCUUGCAUAAGCGAUCAGUCUUGUAGAAGUCAUCGGAACGACUGCACGCGCACGAAAGCCAUUCACGCGUGAGCGAUUAUGUCACAAUUGCCUAGUGGGUCACAAAAGAACGUGCGUGAUAACAAUGAUAAAAAUGUCGAAAGCGUCAGUAGAAAUAUCACCGGCGGCAUGACUAAGGGCAACGAGCCGGAAGGCCGCGUUUUGGUGCUCUACACGGGCGGCACGAUAGGAAUGAUGAGGAAUGACCAGGGAGUGCUGGUACCGAUAGCCAAUGCGUUUGUAAAAAAUCUGCGGAAAUAUCCACAAUUGCAUGAUCGCGAGUAUGCCGAGAAAAGAUUCGGAGCGAUGGGACCACUAGUACUGCCCGUGACCGCAACCGACAGUCGUCGGGUCGUUUACACCGUAUUCGAGUACUCGAAUCUCUGCGACUCCAGUAAUAUGACCAUGGAUGAGUGGAUUCGUAUUGCUAAUGAUAUUAAGGAAUCCUACGAGCGCUUCGACGGAUUUGUGAUCCUUCAUGGCACCGACACCCUCAGUUACACUGCGUCCGCCCUGUCUUUCAUGCUCGAGGCUCUAGGCAAGAUUGUCAUCGUAACCGGUUCGCAAGUGCCGAUUUUCGACACAAGGAGCGACGGUCUGGACAACUUCCUCGCAUCUCUCGUGAUUGCGGCGAAUUACAACAUACCUGAAGUGUGCGUGUUCUUCGGUACGAACUUAUUGCGCGGCAAUCGAACGAGCAAGGCGUCUGCGACGUCCUUCGAAGCCUUCCACUCGCCGAACUUUCCACCCCUCGCCACGGCCAACAUCAAGAUCGAAGUGGCCUAUCGCUCGAUUUUCCGUUCAUGUACCAUGGAAAAGUUCUACGUACAUGCGUCACUCAACCGAAAUGUAGGCCUGCUCCGAUUGUUUCCCAGCAUUACAUCCGAUCUAGUCAAGGUGUUUCUUCAACCGCCUAUCGAGGGGGUUGUGCUGCAGAGCUAUGGCGCGGGAAACGUCCCGACAAAUCGCGACGACAUUAUCGAGGAGCUUCAACAGGCGACGAAGCGCGGUGUGAUCGUCGUGAAUAUCACGCAAUGUUCGACCGGAUGCGUCUCGGACGCGUACGAGGCUGGAAAACUGCUCCAAAAAGCUGGUGUGAUAUCGGGCUUUGAUAUGACACCGGAGGCCGCAUUGACGAAACUCGCAUACGUCUUAUCGAAGAACGAUUGGGACAUAGAGACCAAGCGGCAAAUGAUGCAAACGAAUUUACGGGGUGAGCUGACCGCCGGUCGACCGCCCACCAUCCAGGACUGGGACCUGGUGGAAGCAGUCGCUCGGUCUCUGAGAUUAUCCUCGGCGGCGGAGCUUCAGGAACUGGGAUCGAUUCUGUUCCCAGCCAUGCUAAACGCCGCGGUAAUCAGGCGCGACGUCGUCAAACUCGAGUCUUUGAAAGGAUACGGCGCGGAUAUCUCCCAGGCGAACGCAGAUGGCAGAACGGCUUUGCACAUAGCCUGCUGUGAGGGGGAUUUGAAAGUUGUGCGACGUCUUCUAAAGAUGGGCGCGAAUGUUCACAUUAAGGAUCGAUUUGAUCGCACGCCUCUGACUGACGCGAUCGAAUAUGAUCGUCAUGAGAUUAUCAGGGUGUUGCUACAGUGCGGAGCACAUUUUCACGGCGACGCUGUGCUGAUUGGCGAGAGGAUGUGUUCAGCUGCCACCGUUGGAAAUACGAAGCGCCUGCAGUCAUACUUGUUGGCUGGCGCCGAUCUGUCGCAGAAGGACUACUGCGGGCGCACGCCGUUACAUUUUGCCGCUCUUCACGAUCGCACGGAAACGAUCAUGUUCCUGUUAGCUCAUGGCGCAGAUCCGCGUUGCGUUGAUAUGCUGGGACAAACCGCGGCAGAUCUCGCGGAGACCGCGCGAGCUGCGAGUGCCAUUCACUUGUUAGCACCCUUGAAGCAAAAUGGCGUUUCCGAGGACACGGUCGAUGACAAAGUUGCAUCGCAAAUACAGAAUCUUAGCCUGUCCACGUCUUAGGUAUUUCGACGAAAUCUAUUCUGUUCUUAUCUAUGUCUGUUUGAAAGGAAUUCCGUGUCAAAUGUUUGAGCUGACUGUGAUUUGUUCACUCCAUUCUUUCGAUAUUAUUAUUAUUAUCUAUUGCUUUUAUGAAAAGCUAAUAAAAUAAUUAUUUAAUUAACUUCUUGAAUGAGAUGCAGUCAGAUUUUAAAGACUGAGAGGUGUGAUACGAUUUUGGAGAGGGAUAAGUACGAUAGAGAUUUAUGCAUAUACUUUUUUUAUUCUUUGACAUCUCGGAUUCUGAAUUCUAUAAUUCUAUACUAUCUUAUUCCAAGAUGUUUAUAUGAUUCUAUCAAGACUAAUAAUAUUGAAAAUAACAAUAAUCCUACCUGAUAAUUUUAAUUAAUAGCUGUGAUUACACUUUUGUUUGAAUGCAUUAUAAUUAGAAUGUUAUUGUAGGUAUUUAUAUGCUUUUUUGGAUAGUGUAUUUACCAAAAAUUCUUAAAAUAAUUUUUAUUUUAUGUAAAUAAUAAAUAAUCACAUAUCAUGUC